Nymphalis io (European peacock) is the source of this 1186-nucleotide messenger RNA. RefSeq lists its product as uncharacterized. The transcript has 4 exons. Bases 96 to 1034 code for a protein of 312 amino acids. NCBI's taxonomy places the organism in Eukaryota, Metazoa, Arthropoda, Insecta, Lepidoptera, Nymphalidae. The record is from RefSeq and is a predicted model, not a curated record.
UUUUCCUGUAUAGUCAUAUCGAAAAUUAUGUCAUUGAUAAUUGAUAAUUAUUUUAUAUUUAAAGGAAUUAUUCGAAAAUAUCUUCAGACGGCAAAAUGGCAACUGUGACUGUAAUUUGGUUGACGGGUCUUCUCCUGGGUUCAGUUUUCAGUCAACCGCUUCCCGAUCCGCAAUAUUUAUACCCUGAAUCAUAUAACAACUUAGAUCCAUGUCAAAUGCCAUGUCCGCCGCCGCCAUGCCCACCGCCACCAUGCCCGCCACCACCAUGCCCACCAUCACCAUGCCCACCACCACCAUGUCCACCACCACCAUGUCCUGAUCCUUGUCAGAACUGUCUCCUUCCGUGCCCUAAUCCUAACCCGCCUUGUCCUGAAUCUAUUCCACCAUGCGACAAUGCAGCCGAAAAUACCCCAUGUAAUUCAGACUGUGAUCCAUCAAUGUCUGGUUAUGAUCAACUCCAAAAUGUAAUUCAGCUCAGACUUUGUAACCCUAAUGACCCGGCGGUGAAUUAUAUCUACGGACAAGCGCCUCAGGGAUCGGUUAUAAUAAAACCUGGUCUAAUACGUUUUCCACCUCCUAAACCUAUUAUUGUGAAGCCGGGAUCCAUCAAGCCUCCCGCACUACCCCUUAUAUGGGUCAAACCAGCUGCUAUACGACCUCCGGCUCUCGCUCCGAUAAGGGUUCAACCGCCGCCGGUACAACCGCCAACUCCUCCUUCGAUAAUGGUUCGGCCACAGCCCGUGUGCCCCCCAAAACCAGAACCAAUUAUUGUCAGGCCACCCCCUGUUACUCCACCCAAAAUACCAAGGAUUAAGAUUACCCCACAGAGGAUUCAGCCACCACCACCAGAAAUGCUUAUCGUUCAACCCCCGAAAAUAGUUGUUAGCCAACCCCCAACAAUCUGUUUUAAGCCUUUGCCUCCUUGCUUUAAAACUUAUGGAUGCGCAAGUGUAUCAAUCUACAAACCCAAUUAUCCCGAACCCUGUCCGUCACCGUGUCCACCACCAACCCCUUGUGGGUGUUCGAACCAGUAAAAUGUUUGACUCUUUUAUGCAUCUAAACGAAGAACCAAUAAUAAUUGCAUAUGGCUCAUAUUAUGUUAAUAUGCAUUGUGUAUAGUAUUUUAAUUCCUUCGACAGCAUUUGCAAAUUUGUGUGAGCGAACGAAAUAUAUAAGUUAUCAAGUA